AUGCAACGCUCCAUUUUUACGAGGUUCGGUAACUCCUCUACCGCUGUUUCCACGCUGAAUAGACUUGCCACGACAGCCGCACCACAUGCGAAAAAUGGCUAUGCCACCACUACCGGUGCUGGCGCCGCUGCUGCCACUGCCACAGCUUCAUCGACAAGUGCAGCAGCAGCAGCUGCUGCUGCUGCUAACCACUCCACCCAGGAGUCGGGGUUUGAUUACGAAGGCCUGAUAGAUUCCGAACUGCAGAAAAAAAGACUCGACAAAUCAUACAGAUACUUCAAUAAUAUCAACCGUUUGGCCAAGGAGUUCCCGCUAGCCCAUCGUCAAAGAGAGGCGGACAAAGUCACCGUUUGGUGUUCCAACGACUAUUUAGCCCUUUCCAAGCACCCUGAAGUAUUAGACGCCAUGCAUAAGACUAUCGAUAAAUAUGGUUGUGGUGCUGGUGGUACAAGAAACAUUGCUGGUCAUAACAUCCCCACUUUGAAUCUGGAAGCGGAGUUGGCUACUUUACACAAGAAGGAAGGUGCCUUGGUUUUUUCAUCAUGUUACGUUGCCAACGAUGCCGUCUUAUCACUACUGGGCCAAAAGAUGAAGGAUUUGGUGAUUUUCUCCGACGAACUCAACCAUGCCUCCAUGAUCAUUGGUAUCAAGCAUGCUAACGUCAAAAAGCACAUUUUCAAACAUAAUGACUUGAACGAAUUGGAAAAACUGCUACAGUCAUACCCUAAAUCCGUUCCUAAACUAAUCGCUUUCGAAUCAGUGUACUCCAUGGCCGGUUCAGUGGCUGAUAUAGAAAAAAUUUGCGACUUGGCCGAUAAAUACGGUGCUUUAACCUUUUUAGAUGAAGUGCACGCAGUUGGUCUGUACGGUCCUCACGGUGCAGGUGUUGCGGAACAUUGUGAUUUUGAAAGUCAUCGUGCAAGCGGAAUUGCUACCCCAAAGACCAAUGACAAGGGUGGUAUGAAGACUGUGAUGGAUCGUGUCGACAUGAUCACCGGUACUUUGGGUAAGUCGUUCGGCAGUGUAGGUGGCUACGUCGCAGCUUCUAGAAAACUGAUCGAUUGGUUCAGAUCGUUUGCGCCCGGUUUCAUUUUCACUACUACUUUGCCACCUUCCGUCAUGGCAGGUGCUACCGCAGCAAUUAGAUACCAACGUUGCCACAUCGACCUGAGAACCUCCCAACAAAGACAUACCAUGUACGUGAAGAAGGCUUUCCAUGACUUGGGCAUUCCCGUUAUUCCAAAUCCUUCUCAUAUUGUCCCAGUGUUGAUUGGUAAUGCUGAUUUGGCUAAGCAAGCUUCCGAUAUCUUAAUCAACAAGCAUCAGAUCUACGUACAAGCUAUCAACUUCCCCACGGUCGCCCGCGGCACUGAAAGAUUGAGAAUUACUCCAACACCAGGCCACACCGACGAUUUAUCUGAUAUCCUAAUUAAUGCAGUUGAUGAUGUGUUUAACGAACUACAAUUACCACGUGUCAGGGACUGGGAAAACCAAGGUGGUCUAUUGGGCGUUGGAGAGGCCGGAUUUGUGGAAGAGCCUAACUUGUGGACAUCAAAGCAACUAUCUUUGACUAAUGACGACUUGAACCCUAAUGUUAGAGACCCAAUCGUGCAACAACUAGAGGUUUCUAGUGGUAUCAAGCAGUAA
This is a messenger RNA of Saccharomyces paradoxus, 1647 nucleotides long. RefSeq names its product 5-aminolevulinate synthase (gene HEM1). The transcript has a single exon. Gene Ontology annotation, cellular component: mitochondrion. Gene Ontology annotation, molecular function: 5-aminolevulinate synthase activity; pyridoxal phosphate binding. Bases 1 to 1647 code for a protein of 548 amino acids. The record is from RefSeq and is a predicted model, not a curated record. Gene Ontology annotation, biological process: heme biosynthetic process. Lineage: Eukaryota; Fungi; Ascomycota; Saccharomycetes; Saccharomycetales; Saccharomycetaceae.